Messenger RNA from Amoebophrya sp. A120, 193 nucleotides. The record is from the annotation of a GenBank genome assembly. Lineage: Eukaryota; Dinophyceae; Syndiniales; Amoebophryaceae.
CCCCACUCGUGCUUGUUCCCCGUCCUCCUGUUCAACAUCCGGGUUUUUUUCCUUCGAAGAUUACAAAAUGUUCCGCAUCCGCUUCGAACAGGUGCUCGAGCUGCUCCGGUACCGGUUGCAGGUCCAUCGUUUCAAGGUGGAUAACUUACCCCUUCAAGUGUGCCGGUUGAAGGAAGUUGAUACUGAUUUGUUC